Messenger RNA from Ilex paraguariensis (yerba mate), 2926 nucleotides. The record is from the annotation of a GenBank genome assembly. Lineage: Eukaryota; Viridiplantae; Streptophyta; Magnoliopsida; Aquifoliales; Aquifoliaceae.
CCACAGAACCAGCGCACAAGGCGGCUAAUUUAUCGUUUUUUAGAAUCGUCUUCCUUUAUUUUCCGGCGAGGUUUGUACGGAAACUACUGCUACUACGCCAUAACGCCACCAUGGGUACGGCCAUUCUGCCAGAUCUCGCAACUGAGAUUCUGAUUCCAGUCUGCGCCGUUGUCGGAAUUAUUUUCUCUCUCUUCCAGUGGGUCAUCGUCUCCCGCGUCUCGCUCUCCUCGGAAAAGCCCUCCGGUGAUGGUAAGAACGGCUUCACCGAGGCGUUAAUCGAAGAAGAAGAAGGCAUUAACGACCACAACGUCGUUCAGAAAUGCGCCGAAAUUCAGAACGCCAUCUCUGAAGGAGCAACUUCGUUCCUUUUCACGGAAUAUAAGUAUGUUGGUGUUUUCAUGGUUGCUUUUGCCAUUCUGAUCUUCGUUUUCCUCGGUUCUGUGGAUGGAUUUAGCACCAAGGGCCAGGCUUGUACAUAUGAUAGCUCAAAAUUGUGCAAACCUGCUCUUGCAACUGCUGCCUUUAGCACUGUAGCCUUCGUGCUCGGUGCUGUCACUUCAGUGAUUUCCGGAUUUCUUGGAAUGAAAAUUGCUACUUAUGCAAAUGCCAGAACCACCUUGGAGGCAAGAAAGGGGGUUGGAAAGGCCUUUAUCACUGCAUUUCGAUCUGGGGCAGUCAUGGGUUUUCUUCUUGCCGCAAAUGGUCUUCUGGUGUUGUACAUUGCAAUCAACCUCUUCAAGCUGUACUAUGGUGAUGACUGGGAAGGUCUGUUCGAGUCUAUAACUGGUUAUGGUCUUGGUGGAUCUUCCAUGGCCCUCUUUGGCAGAGUCGGUGGAGGUAUCUAUACAAAAGCUGCUGAUGUUGGCGCUGAUCUUGUGGGAAAGUUGGAGAGAAACAUCCCAGAGGAUGAUCCAAGAAAUCCUGCGGUGAUUGCUGAUAAUGUUGGUGAUAAUGUUGGGGAUAUCGCUGGUAUGGGAUCUGAUCUAUUUGGCUCAUAUGCCGAGUCAUCCUGUGCUGCCCUUGUUGUUGCUUCAAUCUCUUCCUUUGGGAUUGGCCAGGAUUUAACUGGAAUGUUAUAUCCUCUUCUCAUCAGUUCCAUAGGCAUCCUUGUUUGUUUGGUAACCACUUUAUUUGCAACUGAUUUCUUUGAAGUCAGGGCUGUAAAGGAAAUUGAGCCAGCAUUGAAGAAGCAACUCAUUAUAUCCACUGUACUAAUGACCAUUGGAAUUGCAUUUGUUAGUUGGAUAGCCCUUCCAUCUUCCUUCACCAUAUAUGAUUUUGGAGUGCAGAAAGAAGUUAAAAACUGGCAACUGUUCUUAUGUGUUUGUGUUGGUUUAUGGGCCGGGCUUAUUAUUGGAUUUGUGACUGAGUACUAUACAAGCAAUGCUUACAGCCCUGUGCAAGAUGUUGCUGAUUCCUGCCGCACUGGAGCUGCUACGAAUGUUAUAUUUGGCCUUGCAUUGGGAUACAAAUCUGUCAUUAUUCCUAUUUUUGCCAUUGCAAUCAGCAUUUUUGUUAGUUUUAGUUUUGCUGCAAUGUAUGGUAUAGCUGUAGCUGCCCUAGGAAUGCUGAGCACCAUAGCUACUGGUUUGGCUAUUGAUGCAUACGGUCCCAUUAGUGACAAUGCGGGAGGCAUUGCCGAGAUGGCUGGCAUGAGCCACAGAAUCCGAGAAAGAACUGAUGCCCUUGAUGCUGCAGGAAACACCACUGCCGCAAUUGGGAAGGGUUUUGCCAUUGGAUCUGCAGCUCUUGUGUCCCUGGCCCUUUUUGGUGCAUUUGUGAGUCGAGCAUCAAUUUCAACUGUAGAUGUAUUGACACCGAAAGUUUUCAUUGGUUUGAUCGUGGGUGCAAUGCUUCCUUACUGGUUCUCUGCCAUGACAAUGAAGAGUGUAGGAAAAGCAGCUCUUAAGAUGGUUGAGGAAGUGCGCAGGCAGUUCAAUACUAUCCCUGGUAUCAUGGAAGGCACUACCAAGCCUGACUAUGCCACCUGUGUCAAGAUCUCCACGGAUGCAUCCAUCAAAGAGAUGAUUCCGCCUGGUGCUCUUGUCAUGCUCACACCCCUUAUUGUGGGUAUCUUCUUUGGGGUGGAAACACUUUCUGGCGUCCUAGCUGGAUCCCUAGUCUCUGGUGUUCAGAUUGCCAUCUCUGCAUCGAACACUGGUGGUGCUUGGGACAAUGCCAAAAAGUAUAUCGAGGCUGGUGCCUCAGAGCAUGCCAGGACCCUUGGUCCCAAAGGAUCUGAUGCACACAAGGCAGCUGUGAUCGGUGACACUGUUGGGGAUCCUCUCAAGGACACAUCGGGACCAUCAUUGAACAUCCUCAUCAAGCUAAUGGCAGUCGAAUCACUGGUGUUUGCUCCAUUCUUCGCCGCCCACGGUGGCCUGCUCUUCAAGAUUUUUUAGAGGAGAAUGAACUGCACUGCAGGGGAUGUUGGCCUCUGACUUGUGUCGUCUGACUUUCUCUUACCGGGAGUCACUCUUUUACCUCGUUUCUUAGUCUCCUCUUCUAACUUUAUUUGGAGUCUAUUUAGUGUUUUUGGUGGUUCCUAAAAUCGGGAAAUUUGUAAGGCUUAGUCAUGCGGAGAGAAUUUUUCCCUUUCGGGUUUGUGGUGGUGACGAUGAUGAUAAUGAUCAUGAGAGUUGGGACAGCAUGGUUAUUCUUGCCUGAGUAAAUGAACAGUCCAUUGUCUAUUGUGCAUCUUUUGUCCAUUGUCAGCGAUUUUACGUAUCUCGAGUCUGUUUAUGUCUCCCCUCUCCCCCAAUUAUCGUUUAGCCUAUUAUUUGGUUAUUUUUAUUGAAAAUUUUUCGCCAUGUCUGUGACUACUUAUUUUCAUUUCCAUUCAUCAACAGUGUUUUAAGGAUCAAUUGGAUACAAAUAAUAAUUUAACAUGUUCUCUUUACCUAGUGAUUGCCCUGGAAAUCUUGAC